AUGUCAAAAAAAUCAUUUUUAGUUGUUGGUGGUUGUGGAUUUUUAGGUAGAUUUAUUGUUGAGUCAUUAUUAAACAAAGGUGAAACCAAUGUUCAUGUUUUUGAUAUCAGAAAAUCAUUCGAAGAUGACAGAGUUACAUUCCACAUUGGUGAUAUUAGAAAGCAAGAAGAUUUAGAAAAAGCAUGUAAAGGUAUUACCACAGUAUUCCACACAGCAUCACCAACUCACGGUAUGGGUUAUGAUAUUUAUUAUAGUGUUAAUGUAGUUGGUACUCAAAAACUUGUCGAUGCAUGUAUUGCAAGUGGUGUUAAACAAUUAGUUUAUACUAGUAGUUCAAGUGUUGUUUUCAAUGGUUCAGAUAUUGCUGGUGGUGAUGAAACCAUGCCAUACGUCAAAAAACACUUUGACCCAUACAACAAAACUAAAGAAUUAGGUGAAAAAGAAGUUAUUAAAGCCCACGGCUCAGGUUUAUUAGUUUGUGCUCUUCGUCCAGCUGGUAUCUUUGGACCACGUGAAGUUCAAGGUUGGCCACAAUUCUUAAAUGCCGCUAAAGAAGGUAAAAAUAAAUUUAUGUUUGGUUCAGGCGACAAUCUUUGUGAUUGGACUUAUAUCGACAAUGUUGUUCAUGCACAUAUUUUAGCAGCAGAACAUAUGACUCCAGAAUCCAAUGUUAGUGGUAACAUCUAUUUCAUCACCAACGAUGAACCAAUUCCAUUCUGGGAUAUGCCAAUUUACGCCUACGAAGCUUUUGGUUAUGAAAAACCAAAAAUUAAGAUUCCAUUCACUUUAAUGUACGGUAUUGCUUGGGUUAUCGAAAUUAUUGUUCUUUUACUUUCACCAUUCGUUAAAAUUCAUCCAACCAUCACUGUAUUCCGUAUGGUUUACACCAAUGCCACCCGUUACUUUAAUAUCGAAAAAGCCAAAAGAGAUCUUAAAUAUAAACCAAUCGUUCCACUUAAAGAAGGUAUGAAGAGAACUAAGGAAUGGUUUUUAGAAAACUAUCCACAAUAUAUUAAUAAAUCAAUUGAUAAUAAAAAAAACUAG
Messenger RNA from Dictyostelium purpureum, 1044 nucleotides. Its product is annotated as 3beta-hydroxysteroid dehydrogenase. The record is from RefSeq and is a predicted model, not a curated record. Gene Ontology annotation, molecular function: 3-beta-hydroxy-Delta5-steroid dehydrogenase (NAD+) activity. Gene Ontology annotation, biological process: steroid biosynthetic process. The coding region runs from base 1 to 1044 and encodes 347 amino acids. The transcript has 2 exons. NCBI's taxonomy places the organism in Eukaryota, Evosea, Eumycetozoa, Dictyosteliales, Dictyosteliaceae.